Molecule: messenger RNA, 783 nt
Organism: Neltuma alba
Lineage: Eukaryota; Viridiplantae; Streptophyta; Magnoliopsida; Fabales; Fabaceae
Product: cytochrome b561 and DOMON domain-containing protein At3g07570-like
Exons: 5
Coding region: 1-783 (260 amino acids)
Source: RefSeq, a predicted model, not a curated record
AUGGUUCCCCACCGCACCGGAGAACAAGAAGGGACUGAAGAAGGGAUGAAGCACUUUCUUCUUCUUUACUUCGUCUUCUUCAUUGUUUUCUGUAGCUCAUCAACUCUGGUAACAUCCCAGCUGGACUCUUGUUCCCAAAAUGUAGAUCCUCAGCGCAUUGAUUUUGAUACGACUUCCCUUCGCUGUGUUGCUGUUUGGCCAGAUCAUAACUUCAUCCUUAGAUAUGCUCAGGUCUCACCAAACUUGUGGAGCUUUGUUCUCUCAUUUCCCAUAAACAUAAACUCUUAUGGAGCAAUAGGGUUCUCCGACGACGGGCGAAUGGAAGGUUCUAGCGCCAUUGUCGGGUGGGACAUGCCGGCGGGUGGUGGCAUCGAUGGAGUGAAACAGUAUUAUUUGGGUGGCAUGACACAAGCAGAGGUGGUUGCUGAUAAAGGAAAUCUUCUAUAUGCCAAUGCGUCCAUUGUUUCAACUCCAACUUCCAUAGUAUAUGUAGCCUUCCAGUUGCAAACCAACCAGCCUUCCUCACUUCUCUUAUUCGCACUUGGACCCCAGAAUUUCUACCCUACCGGCACCCAAUUUCUCUUACUCCAACACAUUGAUAUGAUUUCGAUCGACAUAGACUACGCAUCAGGUCUUAGCAAUUUUAUUGCGACCAGGAAAAGAAUCAAAAGCGAAGCAUCAAAGUGGUUUGCUGGUUAUGGAGCAAGCCUUGGCUUCUUGCUUCUUGUGGUCAUCAUUUUGGAAAUAAGAAUGCUGAUCAAACCCAAAGCACAAAUUGCCUAA